AUGAGCAAAGGAGCGUUGAAGCUGAUUCAUAUCAAACGGUCGCAGAGUUACAACGAGAUCGACGGACUCGAGGAGCCAUACAUCGUGCAGGAUCAGCCUCCGUCCGGCUCCGGCAGUCGGAAAGGGUCAGCAAGUUCGAAAAAACUCUUCUAACUUCUGAGAUAUGCUCUGAACAGUUGGAGCUCAAAAUUUCAUUCAUAUUGUUUUUUUUUUGAGCUCAUACUUCAUCGCAACAAUUGAACAAGUCUCUGAAACUUUUACUCAAGGUUUUGAGGAGCUCCGCCCCUUUUGAGUGGUCCAAAUUAAAGAAUAAACAGUUUAAACGAAACUUAAUGCUAAAAUGAAAAUUUUUUUCUGAAAUUUUUUUCUUCCUAUCGGGGAAAGACACAGAAACAAAAAAAUUUCAAAUUCUGACGCCCUAGGUUUGAUUUUUUUCAAAGAAGUAGAAAAGAUAUUGAGAUAAAAAUGAGCGAUUUUUGGUAUGUGAACAGAGCGUAAAAACAAAACAAACUUCAAUAAAGACUGUAGGUUGAUUUAAAAAAAAAAAGCGAAAUUAGAAAAUUUCGUUAAAGUUCAAGAACCACAAAAAUCCUAGAAGUUUGAGCCUCCGAAUGCAUUUUUUCACCACCCCUAUGCCUUCAAAAACCACUGAUCGAUUUUUUUCGACCCUGAUAAUUCUUGAAGAGCUGGGCAAUUUCCAGAAGUUUCGCUUCGAUUCGCCAGAAAAAGGCCCCGCGCGCCUACACCGGCCGCCACAGCUAUGGCUACGUUUCGAAAAUCAAGCGGAAGAAGAGCAAGACGGAGCGCGACCGCGAGUACGACUACGGCGACUAUGAGAACAACGACGACGACGAGGGAUACGUGGUGAGCUCGAAUUUUGACAAAUAACGAGAUUUUUCGAAAUUGAAGGCUUUGAGACAAGAGUUGUCAUGUUUUGAAAGGAGCAUUCCAAAAUAGGCAAAAAAUAGACUAAUGGAAAAAAAAUUCUUUUUUUUCAGAUCCACAGAGCUUUGGGCUAUGAAAAAAAAAUCAUCUCAAAAUUUUUUUCCAGUUCGACUGUCUUCUCUUGAGUUUCUUUCAUAGUGAAUACCUCCCUUUAUUUUCCUGUAAUAUUUUGAGAAAAAAAAGCAUCCCUUGAAGGGUCCCCUCUAGAGAUUACAUUACCAACUCCUAUAGGGGCCACUAAGGCUUGCAAAACUGGUCCCUAUAGGGGACAUGCUAGUCGAUAAUUUUUAUGAACUCUGAGCGAGAAACCAUUUCCAUGGAAAAAAAUGGAUAAAUAAUCGUUUUUUAAGAAAGUUGAGAGACCCCUAUAGGGUCCACUUAAGCUUUAAGGGCUAAGGGGUCAGAUCCUAAACCACUAUAGGGACCACUUUUGCGGUCCCUAUAGGGUCUGUUCGUUCUCCUAGCUCCUGUAGAGACUUAGGGGCUAAGGCGUCAGACCCUAAACCACUAUAGGGACCACUAUUACUCAAUUUUACCCCUAUAGGGACCACUUCUUCGGCCUCUAUAAGGGCUGUUUGUUCUCCUAACACCUAUAGAGACCACUCUGGAAUCCCUAAGCAUGAGAAGCUUUUCGCUAUCCAAGCUUUUUGGAUCUUUUGGACAUAAGUUUGUGCACAAAAGUGAUCAAGAAUUCAAAGGCUUCGCCCAACUCGACGUACCGCUGCAUUCCGACCCUAGAACGGAGCGAACACUCGUCGGAGGCCUGCCUCUCGACGACGUCUUCCGCCAGUCGGAUCAACUCGGCGAGCACCUCCAACGAGGCCCCCGAGUCGCCCACCCAGUCUCUCUUCUCCAAACUCGCCAUCACUGAUCGGUUCGAACCUUCUUAUCAUUGAAGCUUCACUCAGUGCUCUUGAACAACUUUUCGUCAAAAAUCCAGAGGAACUGUUUUCUAGAAGUAACAAAAUAGCCUUUCUUUAACUUGAGAGCGGCAAAAAUCCAAAAAUCGGCCUUUAAACCCAAUUUUUAACCUUUGAAUACAUCAAGAGCCUUUUUUUUAACGUCCUUUAAGCUUCAUUUAUAAUUAUAGUAUCUUCUGAAUUUUCUAAAGUACCAUUUUUCAGAAAGUCCCUUCACAACGACCUGUCCCAUUUCAUGAAAAAGGCUGAAGCCAAAGACGCCGUCCAAAUCGGCCGAAGGAAUGUCGAUUGCCAGAGGAAUGGCCAGUCUGUCGUGAGUUUUAAACUGUGUGGUCGCACUGGGAAUGGCUCGAAGCGUCGUGGUCGCGUUGCGGUUCGAGCUAGGAAUGCAAAGUUUGCAAAGUUCGAGUCCAGGAUGCAUUUUGAUGAAAUCACUCCCUAUUAGAUCAUUCUCCUUAUUAAGGCGUUGCGGUCGCGCUGCGGUCCGAGGUGGUUUUGGAAGAGUUGGAAAAAAUUGAGCUUUAUGGUAGAUUUUUCCCUAAACCAAAUAUGUUGUAGAACACGUUUUUCAGGAUUUUUUGAAAAAAAAAAAUUGAAUAUCAUCACUCGAGCCGUUUUCAAGAUACGGUAGCUCAAAGGAAUACGGUAGAACCCUUCGAAAAUCUAUAUCUCGACAAAAACUCAACAAAACUCAACUAAAGUUUGUAAUAAUGUCAUUCAAUUUUUAAAAAUCUAUCACCUCUUGUUUGCUCAUUAUUGCUCAUAUUAGAUAAUUUCUGUCAAAAAAAUCAAAACCCGUAUUCGACGGGCGUUUUUUUCUUGUUGCCAAGUCUUCAUUCGGCCGGGUGCACGUUAAUAAAACCGCUUUGCAGCCGUUCCGCGUUGAGCCAUUCUCCUUACGGCCGCGCUGCUGUUCGAAAUGGAAGUUUCGCAAUUUACAUUGCCCUGACCCUGUUUUACUUUACCAAAGUCGCGUUUUUUUGCGGAUUAAUCUCAAAUAAACCGCUUCGCCGCCGCUACGCUUUGAGCCAUUCCCAAUGCGACCAUUGCUUUCUGAAUUGAGUAUAUUUUAUUUCAUGAAGCACUUUUCAGCGUUUUACGAUUGGCGGCAAAGACGCGAAAAAGUACAAAUUCGAAAAUGUCCUCUGGCUGGUCCUUCAGGCCUACUUUUCUGGAAGGUUUGUUUUUUUUUUCAUUUUAUUACCGUUGUUUAUUACUGUAGUCUUCCGCUAUUUUUUAUUUGUUCUGAUAGUUUGUAAUGGAAUCUUCUAUUUUAUUUUUUCGUGAAGGCUUGAGUUUUUGGAAAUUUGGACCUUUUCUUCUACUUUAGUGGAUUUCUGGCCCUUGGAUUUUUGAAUCUUCUUCGUUUUUUCUUGUUGUUUUUUGACGGAUUCGUGUAAUAUCGCGAUCGAAAAAUGCUUGUUUUAUGAAUUUUUACAAAUUUGGAUUCAAGUCGAUACGACAUAUUUUGAAAUUCGCGAAAUUGAAUCGAUUUAAUCUUGAAAUUCAUUUUUACGGACUUUUGAGACCCUUUUCAAUGUCUUUUUUUCAAUUUUGAUUCAUGUUUGAAUUUUUUAGAGACGUAUGCGACGGACAGGAUCCUUGGCUUGCCGAGGACAGCAAAGUUUGAAUUUUUCUUCAAAAAUCAAAAAUUAUUCAUUUUUCCAGAUUUGCAAAGAAAGACAGUCGAAGGAGCUGAUUUUGGACGAAAUUUCCGAGUUUUCUUUCGAGAAGAUUUGCCAUUUGGGUUAGAAUCUUGAAAAAAAUUCAACCAAACUUUUUCUAGUUCAAAACGAUUCGAAUGAAGACGCGGACAAGCAGGCGCGCUCCAAAAGGAUGUCCAUAACUCCGGAUUACUCCAAAAACUUGGUGGAGGCCAAGAAAAAAGGUGAUUAGGAGAUCACAGUAACGAAAAAUGAGUAAAAAAUGAGAAAAACGAAAAAAUAAAAAUAAAAAGUCACAAAUAUGGCAUGUGCGCUCCAUCGCACACAACUCUGGCUAGUGCGCCCUAUUGCACGAUUUUCUUCACAAAACUCGUUAUUACAAGGAAAAUCUAUUUACUCAGUGGUUAGGGAUUUGUUGAGAGUUUUUUAAAGCUGAUUAGGUCAUUGAAAAAAGGGUCCCGAAGAAAUAGUGUCUCUUUGGUGGAGAGCGCAGACAGGCCACGCCCCUUUCUCGACCAGAAUAAGUUGCUAGGAGUGUAAAUUCACUAGUUUUCAAGAAAAAGGCCUAUUCGAUCUGAUUGUGAUGAUUUUUCGAGGGGGCUUUUUCGGAAAGCUAAUGAAGUAUGAUAAUUUUGAGGAUUUUUAUCUGGGGGAAAAAAUGUUUUUUUUAUAGGUAACUUAUAUCAGAUAGUAUAAUGACUUUUCUUGUAACACUUCUCUGGAAAAAUUUCAAAAAGGAAGAGUUAUAGCUGAUUCACGGCUAGCUUGGGACACUAAGGGGGCGUGUCCUGUCUGCGCUCUCCACGAGCCAGGCGCUAUCUUGUGCAUUAUCGUGUCAGGAUCCUUUUUUCGAUGGCUCAAGCCAGUAGUGAAUCAGCUAUAUGUGGGAGUUUUCUUGGUCAUCUAGGUAUAAAAAAACUUUAAGGUUUGUCGGAUAGCACUAAUCAGUUAUUUCGAAGAGUGAAGAUUUUUUUUUCCAGUGGAGCAACUUCUGAAAGAGUUCGACGCCUACGCCUCCCUGUUCCCCCACUCGGCGGCCAUGUGGGACGACGUCGUCCAACGACGUGGUUUCGCCUUCAGAACGACCGUAGAUGAACGGGUCACCGCCCUGCGCACUUGGAUCAACACCCUCCACGACUUGAACGAGAAGAUCGAAAGUGUGCGUCUGCAUGAGAAUCGCCCAGAAUCAUCUGUGCUGUUCAGCUCGGCGUCCUUUUCGAAGUCGCGACUCUGAACGACGGCCGCUCGAAGUGGCUGAAACCGCUAAGUGAGGACAACCAGGUGCAGAACUUGGACGACGCCAAACACGUCUUCGAGACCUACGUCAAACGGAGCUUGAACAUGAAGGUUUCCAUUGUUUUUACAGUGUAUACACAGCUGAAUAAAAGCUACCGUAAGCACAAAAAAAAAUUGGUACCGUGAGAACUCUUCUUUCUCUCCGAGAAGCCCCAAAGAACUGGUUCCAAAUUCAUACGGUUUUUCCUGAAAAGGCCGCUGACGUGAAACGCCUGAAACAAAGUGAUAUGAGCCUUUGAAGGGAAUGAAACGGGUCCUGACGCGCGUGGAAGCUCUGAUCGAGACUACGGUAGUCAAGUCGGCGAUCCUGAUGCAACGGCCGCCGAAGAACUACGCCGCCGCGGCCAUCGCCAGCAAGAGCGUCCUGAAACUCAGCGAGACCAUGGUUUGUCAGCCAUUUUUGGAGUAAGAGGGAGAGGGGGAGUGAAAAAUCGCUUCCGGGGGUUUGGAUUGUGAAUUUGAAUAUCUACUUGAAUUUACACAAAGGUCUUCAGUUUUCUUUGGAAAAGCUCAAAGAUUUUUUUUUUUCGAGCUUGAUUUCUUUUCUAAAACUUCAUUUUUCCCAAGGAUUGUCGGCGAAAAACCCCGUUUCGAAAAUUGUUUGAAGUUUUUACUGUCCCUAAGCUUUCAUAAGCAUAGAGUCAGUAAAAAAGAUGCCUUUGAAACUUUUAAUUUUUUCCAUUUUUCUCGAAAUUUCUCAAAAAGGUGCGAAUUUGAAAGCAGGAUCCGAAAUACUUACAAUCAAAAAAGGAAUUUAUUUCCAGAAGGAGCGUUUCGGAGAGAUGGCUGCCUCGUCGGCAAGAUUCUCCCUGCCAUUGUCCCGUUCCCUGAAGCUCCCCCAUUUGGAACCCCUUUUUUUCUUCGUUCUCGGAGUUCCGAUGCAGCUCGUCUCUCAGUGGCUCACCAUUAGGUGGGUUCUCCGAAAAAAAAAAAUUGAAUAAAAACCGGGUUUUUGAAGUUCUAAGGCUUAGGCCUAAUGUUUUUUUCAUUUUUCAUUUAUAAAUGAUGCUUGACGAUUUGAAAUGAGCUUAUGGAAAAGCGGGUAUUUGAACUAACAAAAUUAACUUCAUUUUUUAAGAACUGUUUUCCCUCUUUUUUUUUAGCUUCUUUCUCAGGCAGGGGACGUUUCAAAAUAUCAGAAAUCGAUGAUUUUUGACCAUAUCAUUGUUGAUUUUCCUCAAUAAGAAAUGUUAAGAUCGGAGGCGGCGCAGGAAUACUCCCAAAUGGACGAACUCACAUUGGAGGCUUUGAUGGAAGAUUCGCGGGAUUGUGUCGAGGAGGCUGUUAGGUAAAAAACAAUGAUCAUUUGAUUGUACACGGCGUUUUUAUAAGUGGAAGAAAAGGCAAAACCAAAGAUGAAGAGGGUGUGGUCAAAACCUUCACUGUUCUCAUGUGACGUCAUGGGAAACAAGCGUCAACCACAGGAAAUAUUAAAGACGCAUGUUUAAUAGGUCAUGAAACGAAUCGAUUUCUCAUUUUAAAAAAAAACGCUAUUUUCCUGUUGCCGUGUCAAAAGUGAUUCCGCGAAAUUCAAAAUAGCCACCAGAGACUUGAAAAUAAAACUGAAUUUCGGAAAUUCGGAAAUGAUUUUGAAUUUCGCGAAAAUUCGCAUGUGCGAGAGCGCCGCAGUGUAUGCACACGACACACCAGACUUUACGGAAAAAAAAAAAUGAGGGGCGUCGUCAAAAAAACGCCGCGAGUUCGAAUUUUUUUGCCUCCACUGAAAGCGUUUUUUUCGAAAAAAAUCAUAAUCGUUUUUUUGAAAAAAACGUAAUUUAUUUUGAAAAUUAUCGAAACGUGUGCAGUUUUUUCUACACUGAUUGUCAGAUUAUCGAGGAAGGUACUUAAAAAUCGGUUUUUUUUUUUGUGGUUCGAUCAAAAACUACUUUUUUACCUGAUUUUCAAAGGAAAAGGCGACCGAUAAGGUAUUCUAGACGUCAAUAAAGCAGAAAAAAAGCUACCGUAGAUCUGUUUUUCUCUGCGAUUUCGUUUCGAGACGCUCCAAAAAAGGUCUGAAAGCGAAAUUUGCAUCACAGACUGCAAAAGACUCUGAAAAAUGGUCUCCAAGCCUAAAGUCUAGUGUUCCGUAAGUUCAGUGUGUCGUGUGCAUGCACUGCGUCGCUCUCGCACAUGUGAAUUUUCGCGAUUUCAUAAAGUUUCUUUGACUCAAGUAAAUUUUCGUGAAGGAAUGAAAAUUCAGAAUCAAGCGAAACUACGUGGACAUGCUGCAGUCGAUGUGCCACCGAUGCGCCCUUCCCGUGUUUCUCUACCCGAUUCAGUUCAACAACGACGUUUUGGACGUAUUCAAGGUUUUCCGAGGAUCCCAUUGGGAGAUAAUUUCCACAUGUGUUCAGAAAUAUGUCCAUUACGUGCGCUGUUGGUGCGCCUGUGAUGCGGUCGUCAAUAACGAUCCGUCGAGGCUUUUCAUGAGGUUCGAAAUUGCGGAUUUUCUAUUGGGGUUUUCAGAAAAAUUGCUUAGGAGAAUAACUAGGGGACACUAUAGGGUUUUGACGUUUCAGUGGUCAUCACAGUAGUCAAAAAAGGGGGCACUUAAGUGGCUUGAAGUUAGUGACCACUUUAGGGUUUUGAAGAUUUAGUGGUCAUCACAGUAGUCGAGUUAGUGGGCACUUAAGGGGCUGGAAAUUAGUGCACACUUUAAGGUUUUGACGGUUUGGUUACACUGAAAAAGUAUAGUUAGUGGCCACUUUAGUGAUUAAACGUUAGUGGCCAUUACAGUUGUCGAAUUAGUGGGCACUUAGGUGGCUAAAAUUUAGUGGCCAUUUCAAGGUUUUGACGGUUUAGUGGCUAAAAAUUAGUGGUGACUUCAGAAGUCUGUGGUACUCGUAGAACGCUAAAAACUACUAUAGUGGCCACUCAGACGCCAAAUAGUGGCUCCGAUAGAGAUAGUUUCAGUGGCCACUUUAGUUUCCUCUCCAAGUAGUCCUUGAGAGACCUCUUCUCAUUCUUUCAAGUUUUCAGACUGGAAAAUGAGUGGAAUGCCGCGUUGACCUGCGCGCGAUUCAUACGUUCGGGCGUUGAUACCCUUUGUUCGACUAUUUGGUAUUUUUGACCUUCAGAAGCUUCAAGAAUUUCCCAUCUAUAGUGACAUCAUCACGACACUCUUGGAGAAGAUCGUCGUCGACUACGCCGAGGACAAAACGGACGAAAUCAAGCUCAGUUUCUUGGACACGGAUUCGAGUGACGAUGAUGAGGGCCGUGGAACUGUUUUCAGGUGGGAAAUGGAGGAUUUUGUGUUUUUUGAAUGAAAAUUUUAAAAAAAGGGGUGUAGAAGCUUUGAAAUGAAUAAUGGUUAUAGGAAAUUUAGUUUUUAGCUCGAUUUACCUGAAAGGUUCAUCAGAGGGAAAGUUUUAAAAGUCGUUUAAGGUCAUUUUUAGACUUAGAGAAGGGAAACAUCGAGUUUUUGUGUUUUUUUAAGGUUGCAAAAAUUUUACUUAUGAGGCGUUUUUUUGUCAAUUUUUUUGAGCUUUUUAGUUCAUUUUUUUCUUGUAAAAUUGGGCAUUAUUUCUUUAAAAAAAUUCAUUUUUCAUUACCUUCAAAAGAUCAUUUUUUUCAACUCAAGGUCAGAAAAAACAGUGGGAAGGUUCCAAAAAACAACUUUUCAGGUCUUUUUGGACCUUUUCUGUAUUUUCGAAAAAAAAAACCUAUAUUCUAGUUGCCGGAGUACGAAAAUAAUGGACACCAAAAGGACCUGUUUCAUGACGUCAAUCUACCAACUUGUCAGGGAAAUCAAGGUAAAAGUACCAAAAUAAGCUGUGAGAUUAGUGUUUUUUUUUCAGGAAAGAGAAUGCCGUAUUUUGUGCUUUUUCCGCAGCGCCGUGCAGGAGUUGCACGACGCCGUCGGGUGUGAUACUGCGGAUGGCGUUGAAAUUCUGAAAGCCGUCAAUUGCUUGAGUCCCGACCAUUGUUUGGUAGGUCCUUGGAAUUUUCUUGAAUCUCCGAUAUUUAGAAAUAAAAAUUCAUCUUCUUACACCUUUGUAUCGCUUGGUGGUGGAGUCGUUUAGGGACCCCUUAAGUGUCCUGAAGCUGCUGGAGUGAUCCCUGGAUAAACUUGCCCUUCAGAAGGUCCUGGAUAAACUUGCCCUUCAGAAGGUCCUGAUCCAUUCAGUGGUACCUUGAGUUUCCUAACACCGCUGAAGGGAUCCCUAAAUCGAUUAGAAUCGCCCCGAACGUCUUUGAGUCAUUUAGGGAUCCCUUAAGUGCCCUGAAGCUGCGGAAGUGAUUCCUGGAUAAACAUGUCCUUUAGAAGGUCCUGACCCAUUCAGUAGUACCUUAAGUUUCCUCACAUCCCUUAAGGGAACCCUAAACGAACCAGAAUGGCCUCGAACUUCUUCGAGUCAUUUAUCCCUUAAGCGCCUGGAGUUCCCUGAACCAACCGGGAGAAUACAGUGAUCCCCAAAUUAACAUGAAGUUCUUCAGACGUUUCUGACUAGGGAAUGGUCUCCAUUCGCAGUGGAACAUCUGAAUGAGACUAGAUUCACUAGAUGUAGUUUUUCACGCUGAUUCCAAAUCUGGUCUCAAAAACUGCCCUCGAGACCUGUGAAAAAAGUUAGGGGCUCUCAAAGUCGAAAAUUUCAAUGUCUCCGAUUGAGCUCAUUUUUGGAGGGUAUACAGUCUUUGUUCCCCCGGUCACGAAAAAUUAUUUUAUUUUUUUCGAAAAGGUUCUGGAGCCCAGAUAUGAUUUUUCAAAGCUCGGCGCGUGAUAAGAGCAUGCGAGCGCGGUGUCCUAUUGCGAUCCGGCGGCUGUCGAAGCAACGGCAGCGAGGAGCAGUGGUAAGGCGGCGGACUGGGGAUCACGAGAUCAUAGGUUCGGUGCCCACGCUGUGCAAACUUUUUUUGCAAUUUUUUUCUUUUUUUGGCAAAUUUCGUCUAACUGCUCCUUUUUUUGAGUUUUUGAGGCGUAUAAACACGAAAACACUGCGUUUUGAACCUAUUCGAACAGCUGGACUUUUUUUCCGCAAAUUUUUUUCAUGAACUUUUUCCGUGAUUUUUCCAUGUGUAUGAGCAUGGGUUGGAGUGUCAAAAUUUUCAGAAAAAAUUUUUUUUGUUUUUUUUUCUUUUUUUCUUUUUCAAAAAGCUGUCUAGACCAAAGUCAUCACAGCUACGCAGAUAGAUAAUGCGAAAAAUUUUUUUCAAUGAUUUUUUCAGACUUCGGUGCUCACUUACCUCUUUACUAGAAAAAACAUUCAAAUUUAUUUCAGUUUUUUUGCCUUUUACCAAAAAAAGUUUCCCUAAAAAAAUUUCCGUCCAAUGAAAAAUUUUUGAAAAGUUAUAGUCAGACUUCGGCAAGUAGAAAGGUUCAAAAUAAAAAAAGAAUUUGGAAAUAAGAAAAAAAUAAAGUUUCUUUUGAUAUAUAAGUUUUUUUGGACAUUUUUCAAUCUUUCCCAUUUGCGGCGAAUCGCGGAAUUUACUUUUUUUGGCAAAAAAACGAUGGUCAUAGGUAAGCCCACUGCAAAUCACGAAGAGUCUCAUGAAGGAAAAACAAAUUUUUUUCAGUGGUCCAUUAGCGUAGCUGUGAUGACUUUGGUCUAGACAGCUUUUAAAAAAGAAAAAAAGAAAAAAAAACAAAAAAAAUUUUUUCUGAAAAUUUUGACACUCCAACCCAUGCUCAUACACAUGGAAAAUCACGGAAAAGUUCAUGAAAAAAAUUUGCGGAAAAAAAAGUCCAGCUGUUCGAAUAGGUUCAAAACGCAGUGUUUUCGUGUUUAUACGCCUCAAAACUCAAAAAAGGAGCAGUUAGACGAAAUUUGCCAAAAAAGAAAAAAUUGCAAAAAAAGUUUGCACAGCGUGGGCACCGAACCUAUGAUCUCGUGAUCCCCAGUCCGCCGCCUUACCACUGCUCCUCGCUGCCGUUGCUUCGACAGCCGCCGGAUCGCAAUAGGACACCGCGCUCGCAUGCUCUUAUCACGCGCCGAGCUUUGAAAAAUCAUAUCUGGGCUCCAGAACCUUUUCGAAAAAAAUCAAAUAAUUUUUCGUGACCGGGGGAACAAAGACUGUAUACCCUCCAAAAAUGAGCUCAAUCGGAGACAUUGAAAUUUUCGACUUUGAGAGCCCCUAACUUUUUUCACAGGUCUCGAGGGCAGUUUUUGAGACCAGAUUUGGAAUCAGCGUGAAAAACUACAUCUAGUGAAUCUAGUCUCAUUCAGAUGUUCCACUGCGAAUGGAGACCAUUCCCUAGUGAGUCACAUUCAGUGAUCCCUUGAGUGUACUGAAGCUGCUGAAGUGAUCCCUAAAUUAACCGAAAGCGCCCCGGACUCUGAAUCAUUUAGGGCUCCGUGAAAGCCCUGGAGCCGCUAAAGGGAUCCCUAAAUGAACGAGAAAAUACAAGUGUUCCCUUAAGAGCUCUGUCGCCGCUGAAGUGAUCCUAAAAUUCAUCCGGAAGACAUCUUUUGAGAGCCUGAUUUCGCCAAAAAGAUCCCUAAAUGAAGCGAAAGAUUUCAGGGACCCCUUGAGUGCCCUUACGCUGUUAAAGUGAUCCUAAAGAAAAUGGAAGUGUACCGGGUGUUUCUGAGCCAUAAAAGGAUAACUUCAGCGGCUUAAGGGCACUAUAGGGGCCACUAAAAGGCUCAAAAAAUCAUUUCCUGUUGUCACCUUCCUCUGAAAAUUUCUUUCUCGGGCCCACUUGAGAAUAAAAGAGUUUUUGAAGAUUGACCUGGAGUCGGACGACGCGAUGGCCGACGGCGACGCCGUCUACCUGGCGGUGACGCUUUUUGUCGACACGGCGACCGCCGACCGAGCCGGCGUCGAAGAAUGUCUCCUGGCCAUGUCCGAAGGACGUCACAUCGAGGGGGACAGUCACAUUAUCGUCGUCCCAGACAUGUCUCAUAAGAUCCGGUCAGUGGUACUUCUAAACUCGAUCUAUCGCUGGCUUGAGUCCUUUUUUGGCGACUUGAAAAAUCUCUGCUCCUCCUCGUCUCUCUCAUGUUUACGUGCUCUUUUCAUUUUUUUUUUUUGAUCUCUCCGGUGAGGGAAGAGAGACGCAGACACGCGAAAAUAGCCUAAAUUUGAAUCUGUGAAAGCUAGAUAGCACUAAUAAAAAAGAGAGCGUUUAGAGAAAAAAAAAUGUCUGCAUCUCUUGUUUUUGAGCGCUCUCUAGUUCGGUGUUGGUCAAUAAUAAACGCAGUGUUUUUGCGAAAUUUUUUUUAAAUUUCAAAAAUGUAUAUUGUACCACAAGCCAGGGGUGGAUCAGCUACAAAUGAUUUUUCGUUUUUUGAAUUUUCCAAGUUUCUAGAAAUGAAUGGGCGGGUCGGAAGGUGAAAGUGACGAUCGAUGAGGAGAAACGCAUCUGCUACACUUAUCUGCGAAGGGUGAGUUUUUUUUUUGUUACUAGAAUCGUUAUCAGAAAAGUUUAAAAUGCGAAUUUUUGAGGAUUUACUUGACCUUAGCUUACAAGAAAGGUCAUAUUCUUUUUGAAAAUUUGAAAAUUUCAUUCAGUCUUAUAGUAGGUUCUCUGCUGAUUCAUGAAAUACUUGAAGAGUUGGUUGUCGGCUCGCGAAACUGUCGUUGAUCAAGCGUAGAGGGCGCGUAGAGCAUCUCGUCUCUCUUGUGAUAGUAGUAGACAACUUUCGAGCGUUCCGACGAUUACUGCUUCUCCAUAUCCUUUUAAACUUGAAAAAUUUCAAAAUACAGUCUGAUUACUUCGUGAUGAAGAAGGUGUAGAUCCUGAAACUCUCAACCUGAACAAUUUGCUAGUUCUUGAGAAACUGGACUCAAAGUUCAGGGAAACUAGAAAAAUCCGGUCUUUUUCGGACUUCAAACCCGAAAACUGAGUAAUUUUGAAGUUCGAUUCAACCAGGAAUUUCAAGAAUUUAUUUCAAUCAAUUCUAGGCAAUCCCUAAACCUUCGAGAGACACUUGAUAACAUACUGAUUUUAAUCCAGAAAUUUCUUUUAUCGAUCAAGUUUCUUCAGGACGCAGUUUGUGUGCUCGGCGAUUACGAUUUGACUGGCAAACAUGCUUCUUACUUCAAAACCAUCGCUCCUUCGUGUUCUUCCAAUGAUCUCAUUGAUAAACGACUCCAGGGCCUCGUGGUGAGCUAUCUUCGAUCAGAAAAGGAUUCAAAGGCUAAAAAAUCCUUCUGUUCCUUGGCUCAACUUAAUAUUCUUACUUUUAAGGCAUACAAAAAAUGAAAGGUGCUGUUGUGGGUUAAAAUUGUAUAUAGUUUGCUCAGAUUUCAAAAUUGAAGUACAAUGACGUCAUUCGAAAACGCUCAGUGGAUGGCUCGGUCUCCGAUUGGCAUAUCGUGUCAUAAGGGGCGGAGCUUGAGCUAUAACUUGAAUUCAGGAUCCGAACAGAUCGUAGCUUUGAAAUCCAUAAAUUUUUCUAGUUAUCGAAAAAGAUGAGUCAAAAAUCAAAUUUUGCUCCGCGCAGUUUUCAAUUUUUGUAGAGUUUUUGUUUAGUUUUUCCAAAAUUUUAUGCUUUUCUACGCAUUUUCUACAAAAAAUUUCCAAAAUUAUCUAUUUUCUCCGUUAUGAUCCUAACUUAUAUUUGUAGUCUACUAAGACUUUGAAUGACAAGGCUUCGGUCAAGCUCCGCCCCUUCUGUCGGAACAGACCAAUUAAAGAGCGAGCCAUCCAAAGAGCCUUUUCGAAUGACGUCAUUGUACUUGACGAUUAAAAUCUGAAAAGACUAUAGAAACGAUCCAAAAAGUAAUAGUUCAUGAAGUUUGAGAGUAGCUUCUUGUUUGGAAAAUAAAAGGUUUUCCGGAAAUUCAAGCGAACUUUCGGAAUCCUCACAACAAGCUCCAUUUUAAAUUAAAGCCUUUUUUUCCAGGGCGACACCCUCAUCCCACACCUCGACUUCAUCCAUAAAUGGGUCGAUAUUUAUUUCGACAAGCUCAAUAACGCCCAAACGGUGGCUUUUUUCAAUUCGAAGCUCACCGCCCUCUUCAUCACCAUGGAUCAGGAGUUCUUGAUAGGCUAUCAGGUACGGUUUAGAAUCAAAAGAAUGGCUCAAAAGUCUCAAAAAGGUGGCUCAGAAGUAAAUAUUUAGAAGCCUAGAGGUUAGACACGAAUUCCCUAGAGGGGUCACUCAAGUUUUUCCUCCGUAGGGGGCACUUUUAAUUCUUUGAAAAGGACUGUUUUGGUCCUUGAUCCCUAUAGGGACCUCUCUAGCUUUCCUAAGUGCGUAUUAGAGUGGUCGCCUUGGCUUCAAAUUGUUUUAAACGGCGUUUGUUGGCGUCGCCCCGCCCCUUUUUUUUACGUCAAAUGUGGUGUGUAGUGUGCAUGCACCGCGCCGGUUUCGCGCAGAAAAAAUACCGUCAUGUAUUGAUAACUCGAAGACCGCUGGAAAUGCUGUCGCCUGCGCCUUUAAUAGUCUCUGUAUUCUACGCGCUUAUAGCCGAAAUCUCUCCCAUGACGUCACCCAUCAUUUUCAGUUGCACCGUGACGUUUCUCGACUCGUCAGCGAUGCCUACAUGUGGAUUUACGGAAAAGUGGUCUUGGAGCGAAGUUUGAAGCUGGUCUCCAUGUGGACCGAUUUCGUUUCUCGGUGGGUUUGAAAAAAAAAUUUAGGAAAUCGAGAAAAAAAAAAUUUCUGAUCAGAUAAGAAUGGUUAGAGAAAUUUUCAGUUUUUUUUUCAGUUUUUUAUAAGUGCAAGGCAGAAAAAAUUAAUAAACGAACUUAGGAACUCCAGAGUGGUCCCUAUAGGGGCCUCAGGGGCUUUUGGAGGGCCUCCUCUUGGGGCUGUUUGUUUCCCUAACCCCUAUAGGGACCGCUUUGGAACUAUUAAGAAGUAUAGCCGAUUCACGGUAAGUUUGAGAGGAAAAGGGGCGUGGCCUGUUGCGCUCUCCUCCAACCAGACACUGUCUCUUUUCUCGUCAGGACCCUUUUAAAAAAGAAAAGAACCUUUAUUUAAUCGAUUAGGAGUUUUUUUUAGGAAACCUUAGAGGUAGGAGGUUCAGGCCUAUUUUUGAUAGAAAUUUGAAAAUUAUUCAUUUUUUUUGUUCUAGAAAGAACAUGCAACCGACGCACAGUGUCCCGAUGUGGGCCGUGCCGGCCUUCACUUUCAUGCAAACUUUGAGCGAAUGUAAAUGGACCUCGCCCGAGAUCAUGACCGACGAACAGUAUGCGGUUCGUUUCUCGAGACCCUUUUGUGACUAACAAUAGAGGCUUUCAGGAGUUCUCCCGGUGCUUCAACGAGUGCAGAAACAGGCUGGUCGCCAGGAAUCGGGACUCGGUCUCGUUCUUGACCGGUUCCAAGCAGGUCAAGACGAAGUACCGUUCAAGGUGAUUUUUUCAAUGAGCUUUCAGAGGGGUCACAAUAGUGGUUGGGAAGAAAAGGCUCACCGAAGGGUUGAGGUUCAGGUGGUCUCUGUAGGGGUUUAGGAUCUGACCACCAAGCCCCUGAAGCUUGCCUGGUCUCUUAAGGGAACUUUAGAGUGGUCACUGUAGGGAUGAGGGAAAAAGAAACUCUCUGAAGGGCUGAAAUUUAGGUGAUCCCUAUAGGGGUUUAGGCUUUGACCGCCAUGCCCUUAACGCUUAAGAUUUCCCUAUAGUGAAUUUAACAGUGGUCACUAUAGGGGUUAGAUUAAAAACUCUCCAAAAGGAUAUAAUUUAGGUGAUCCCUUUAGGGGUUUAGGAUCUGAGCGUCAAGCCCCUGAAGCUUGUGUGGUCUCUAUAUUGAGCUCUAGAGGGGUCACUAUAGGGGUUAUGGAGAAAAAAGCUUCCCAAAGGGUUAAGAUUUAGGUGAUCCCUGUAGGGGUUUAGAAUCUGACCGCCAAGCCCUUAAAGCUCGGCUGGUCCCUGUAGCGAACUCUAGAGUGGUCACUAUAGGGAUGAGGCAGAAAAAGCUCCCCAAACGGCUGAAAUUAAGGUGAUCCCUGUAGGGGUUUAGAAUCUGAUUCUCAAGCCUCUAAGCUUAAGUUUUCCCUAUAGUGGUCUUUUAGAUUUUUGUACUGAAUUGAAGGUUAAAUAUACGUCUAGCUCCUCUCCUAGAGUGGCCACUACCAAAAACCCCUAGAGUGGUCACUUUUGCAUUCUUGAAGUUCCAUAGGGGAAGGUGAAGUGGUCCUUCAAGGAGGACCUAAAUGAGCCCCUUUUAAAAGAAUAUUUCAGCGCAUAAAAACUUCUGCCCUUUUAAAAACCCCUACAAGGAAGGUGAAAGUCACUCUAGUGACCACUCUGGCGCUCCAAAAAGGGUAGAACUUGUUUUGAUCAAAAUGUUGUGCUUGAAGUUUCGAAGUCCGAUGAAAAAUAGUGAUAAAGUCAAAGAAUCAGAUAGUUCUAUGACUUUUAAAAGCUUUGAGAGAAUUAUACAACGUUCUCCUUGAAAUUUUCAUUUUUUCCAGAGCUUCCUUGUCAAAACCUUCCUCUCCCAUCACUGGAGCACCAAAAACUCGAGUCCAAUGUCAAAAGGAAGCGGCGGAAGAACUGGACCGCGUCAUUGAAGAAAAAGUAAAUUUUUCUCGGUUUUUCGAAGUUCUUGUGAUAACCGACAGUGUCUCUGUCCCACGUAGUGAUUGAAUUGUCAAUUUAUUUUUAAAAAAAAGGGGGUUUUUGUCAUUUUUUUGGCUAGUUUAUAGUGUGCAAAGCGGUCGCGAAGCGUUUUUUGGGGUAAAUUUUGAAAUUGGAUGAUCAAAAGCAAGGAAAUAGCUUAAAAACACUCUUCAAAAGAUCAAUAAUGUCUAUGGCUUAACUCUGAAACAGGAAACUUGAGCAAAAUUAAAAAAAAAAACGUGGAGUUGAAAUUCGCGCCGAAAACGCAUCGCGACCGCUUCGCAAGCGGAGUUCAAAUGCCUCUUUAGUGAUCACUCAGCCGUUUGAAUUUGAAAAAAGGGACUAUUUUUCAAUUUGAGAUACCUUGAGCCUUCAUUAUGCCGUGUCAAAAGUGAUUCCGCGAAAUUAAUCUUCAGAACUUUGUUUUAGUCAAUUAAUCCCGACUUUAAAAGGCCUUCUCCGCCUCCCUCGCCUUUCAAGUCGGGAAAAUCUUUUUUUACUUUCUCUGAUCAUUGUAGAUUCUAUUUUGCCGAAAUCACUUUAUAGCCUGUGUAUCCUGACUUGGAAUUUCACGGAACGACAUUCCGCUGUUCCGCUGCGCGCCUUUGCGAACCUUGGUCGCGCUUUUAAUUUUUUUUUCUUUUAAUACGGUACUCUACUUUCUUGUGCUCCCACAGCAAUAACAAUCAAUUGAAAACGUGACCUAGAUUCGAAAGACGCUUCGCGAACGCACGCAGCGGAACAGCGGAAUGUCGUUCCGUGAAAUUUCAAGUCGUGCCACACAGACUAUAAAAAUCUCAUCAUUUGAUUCUUUUCAUAGUUUUCACCGUUGUAUUCAGCAAAAAGACGCCCUCCGGCUCGGCCGCGUCCUCAAUCAGAAGAAUCACAAGUUCCGGCUGAGCACGGAAACGACGGAAGUUCAUCGGAAGAAGGCGACCUUCGAAUGGGUCCUCAAUGAGCUGAUUGGUUCGUUUUUCGGAGGGACAAAUCUUUCUGAGGUCUCCUGGGCUAUAACAGCGGCAGUCUCCGGGAAACGAAGUAACCGGCCUUUAUAAGUGAUCACUAAAGAAGUCUCACUUAAGGGAUUUCUUAAGUUUCUUCAGUGGUCAUUUAAGGGGGAGACUCCGUUUUUCCUUCAAAAAAAAAAAUUGAAGGCAUCAUGGGUGUAUAUAUUUAGCUAGUGGAUGUCAAAAAAAAACGAUUUUUUUUGGAUUGAAGGAACUGGAAAAGUUCAGAAACUCCCCUCAAAAAAGUCGAUUUUCUGAGAAAAUUUCAUAAUUUCCAGCCGCUGGAAGCUUCGGAAAGGUCUACCGGGCCUUCACGUUCGAGGCUUCGGGUCGACGGCGACUCGUCGCUGCCAAAAUGAUCCCAGCUCAGAGAAAUGUCAUCAAGGUACUCAUUUAUCGAACAAUAGUCCUCACACGAUAAAAAAUGAGAUAGUGCCUGGCUGGUGGAGAGGGCAGACAGGCCACGCCCUUCAGCUUCCCAAGCUAGUCCUGAAACUGCAAUAAAAAAAAAUUAGUCAAAUAUUCAUUUUUACAGUUCAUCGAAGCUGAAAUCGACAUCCUUCGGACUUUACAACAUCCAAAUCUUGUCAAGUAUUACGACUUUGAAGUUGGAGAAGUGGGUCACUUUCACAAGAGUUCAUCCAGAAGAAUUAAAGCUACCGUAACCACAGCCUUUUUUUGCGUUUUCGCUUCGAGACCAUAACUACAAAAACCUAGGUUUCAAAGGGAAAUUAGCACCAAAAUGUAUACGGUUUUUUGAUUUUAAAAAACAUGACAAGCUUAGGUGAUAUAGAUCUCUUCAUGAAUCACAAAGAAGGCAUGAUUUUUCAAGGAAAACUUCAAAAAAAGGUUUUUUUUCAGACCGACGUUGUGAUAUUCAUGGAACUGUGCUCGGAGGGUACGUUGGAGCGUAUUUGCCGCGAGGGAAUGGAUCUGAAAUUGGUCCGGCGCUACACGAACAGCCUGCUGAACGCCGUUCAGUACCUGCAUGAUAUGAAGGUACCUGGGUGAAGAUGAUCAAAUAUUAGACAUAAAAAUAGUGUAUUUUAUCGAAAAUUGAUUGAACCAAACUCACUAAGAAUUAUUCAAAAAAAUGAAAGACCAACCUUGUCAAAAACUAAAUUUCAACCUACUUCUGAUAACAGAUCAGUUCUUGACUCAAUAGCGCCUCAUUUAUUGGUCACGCCGUUUCAAAACCGAUGAGGCACGUGGAAGUGGGCGUGGCCUAUAUCGCCUAAAUCUACACGAGUCCCGCGGCUCCGACUGUCGAUUUACAUCGUUAAAUUGAUGAAUAACGUUUUUUUUUUUCCGAAUCAAAAAUCCCUUUCAUAUGAUGAGUUUAGCAACAGAAUAGUUCUUCCAUUCGCUUGCAUAUUUAUUAACGCGAAAAAAGUUAUCAUAUCAGUCUUCUAGUUCUUUUCUUUUUCUUCAUCUUCGAUGCAUUUUGUUCGGCUUUUCCUUUUUCAAAUAAUCGGCUCCAGAUUCAAUCGCUCAGAAUGUCUCAAUAAAUUUCGGGAUGGAUCAAGUCUGAGCAAACUCGUAAUGAUUAUAGGAUUUUUUAGAAAUGUCAGGAGUAAAAAAAUUGCGAUUCGUCGAAUAUUUUCUUGAUAACAUGGCGCUCAGAUCGUUCACCGCGACAUCAAGCCGGCCAACGUGUUCCUCGACCGCCACUGCGUCCUGAAACUCGGCGACUUCGGCUGUUCGUCGCGUCUCGCCGACACCCACACCGUCUUCGGCGAGUUCAACGAGUUCAUCGGCACUCCUCAGUAUAUGGUAAGGAAUAGUGUAGUCCAUUUUUCUAGGCUUCAAAAUACGUGAUAAAUUAUUAAAUCACUGUUAAACAAUAACCAGUCCCGAGAAAAGACCGCCUCAAAAAAAAAAGGAUUUUUCGAGUUUCAUCAAUAAUUCAUCCUUUGAGCGUCUGUUAUAGGAAUGAAAAAUUUUUGAGAAUGUAAGUUAAUUUAGUCACAAUAAAUCGAGAUCAAUCAUAAGAUAUUCUUGAGUGUGCGAAGCGGUCGCGUUGCGGUUUUGGCGCCAAUUCAAAAUUUUGAUUUUUGUGGAAAAUUAUUUAUUCAUUCAAUGAUAUGAACUUUCUUUGAAAGCUGUUCAAUAGAAACUAAUAAAUUUGGUCAACAGGGACCAUGAGAAAAAAAACAAAGAUGCCGGAAAUUUGAAUUGGCGCCAAAAAAAAAAACGCAUCGCGGCCGCGUUGCAUACAAACUAUUAAUUUUGCUAACUAGUAAGCGUAAGCGCAGUUCUAAAUAAAAAACGCGCUCUGAUUUAUUUUUUUAUGAAAUCAGUUCCAAACAGGACAUUUAUCAUCCUGUUCAUCGAUUUCAGGCGCCCGAAGUGUUUUCGAAUGGAAACGCGCGCGAAGAUGGGCGGUACCAAGGGUACGGUAGAAUGGCCGACAUUUGGAGCGUUGGCUGCGUCGUUUUGCAGAUGGUAGGACGGAAAUGCCCUCCGACCAAGUUUGAAUAUUCAUUUUUCAGCUCACCGGUCAUGUACCCUGGCCUGGAAUGGACAAGUAUCAAAUGACGUGGCAGGUUUGUUUUGAAGAUGAUGAGACAAAGGUGGAUAUUUAGGUAUAAAAAGUUUUUUCGCUUCAAGACCAUUAUCUUUUUCUCUUUUGAUCCUUUAAAAUAUCCGAAAAAAUAAAAAUGGUCGAACAGCCUUUUUUCUUUUAGUUCUUUAGAUUUUCCGAAUUUUCUGCACCUUUAGACAUCGAAUAGGAUUUCAAUAAACAAUUUUUUUGGUUAAAAUCUCGAUUAUAUUGAAAUUUAAAAGCUUUUUUUGAAGGUCUUUUUCGAAAUUUUUGAAGCCGAAAAAAAAGAUACUUUAUAUUGAUAAAGUGAAAAAAAGAAGCUUUUUUUCAUUGUGGUUGAGAAUUGACAGGUUUUGUGUGUCUGACUCUCUCUGUUCCCUCACCGGCGAGGUCACAAAAACGCGAAAAUAGCGCGGGUCGUCGAGAGACGAGGAGGGCGCAGAGAAAAAAAGCAGCUUCAAGUCUCAAAACGGACUAUAUUGAUAUUUUAACGUUUACGAAAUCUUAUAAGUCGAUAAUUUGAUAAAUUCAACGUUGGAACUACAUUAACCUGAAAAUUAAGAUGUGCGAGAAGAAGCUGAAGCCGACGUUCCCAUCGAUCGCCUCAAACAGAAAAGACGUGGCCGAGUUCCUCGACAUGUGCUUCGUCUACGACCCGCGCGAACGUCCUGGCGCCGAUGUUCUGCUCCAGACGCCCUUUGCCAACGUCAGCGUCAAGGUCGACACGUACAAUAUAAUCCAUUUUUCUCGGCUUGAAUUGGCGGAAUGUGGCGUUUAAAUGGUAGUCUGUUGUGAACUUAUAGAAUGACGUCACUCGAGAACGCUCUAUCAAAUACAAUGACGUCAUUCAAAAACGCUCAGUGGUUGUCUCGCUCUCUGAUUGGUUUAUCGCGCGAUAAGGGGCGGAGCUUGAGUGACGAUUUGACAUUCAAAAUCUGAACAGAAUAUAUAGCUGAUUCACGGCUUGGGGCUUUAAGGGGGCGUAGCCUGUCUGCGCUCUACACGAGCCAGGUACUAUUUCGUGCAUUUUCGUGUCAGGACCUUUUUCCGAUGGCUCAAGUCAGCCGUGAAUCAGCUACAUGUGUGCGAAGCGGUCGCGAUGCGUUUUCGGAGUUCAUUCGAAAAAUUAUCGCUUUAGUGGAAUUAUUGUGUUAUAUAUUUAUUAUAAAAUAUAUAUUUCCAAGUACCUUUUUUUGAAAAGUAUUUGAUGUAGUUCGAAUUUGGCGCCAAAACGCUGCGCGACCGUUCCGCACGCAAUUUUUAAACCACGCUUUCCGUCCUUCGAAGCCGAAAAAAGGAUUUUAAUGAAAAUUUUAACUAUAUUCAACCUUUCUUUUCAGCAAGAUCACGAAGACACCGAUUCGUCCACGGACCACUUUGAAAUUAUCCGUUUUCCUCCAACCCAAUAA
Molecule: messenger RNA, 21238 nt
Organism: Caenorhabditis auriculariae
Lineage: Eukaryota; Metazoa; Nematoda; Chromadorea; Rhabditida; Rhabditidae
Source: the annotation of a GenBank genome assembly